CGUGGCGGACCGCACGUGACACCGACACAUCGAAAAAAAAAAGAAGCUGUCUUCCCUACAGCAAAAAAAAAAGGCGUCCAGCGCCUUCUUUACCUCCCCCACCGCAUCCUUCGCCUGCUUCGCCACAUUAUCCUUCACACUGCUUAUGUCCUGGGCGGCGCCUCCAAUGCUCCUGGAUUUCACCGUGUGACCGAGAACAAGGGCCUUCUCGUGCGCACGCUUCACCGCAGUCCUCGCUUUCCCUAUUUCUGCAUAAAAAUCAGUUGCCCAUUCCUUGACCUCAUGUACCCCCAUGCCUGGCAUACUCUGCAAUGUCUUUCACGCGUUCAAGCUGUACCUGAGGCGUCUCUGCGACAUCCCGAGCCAUAUCCUCAGCUGUCACACAACUGCGCGCGCAGCACAAUAAUCGGCACCGUCAGUAUUGCUUAG
Molecule: messenger RNA, 429 nt
Organism: Trypanosoma grayi
Lineage: Eukaryota; Euglenozoa; Kinetoplastea; Trypanosomatida; Trypanosomatidae
Exons: 1
Source: RefSeq, a predicted model, not a curated record